This is a messenger RNA of Fusarium verticillioides 7600, 4589 nucleotides long. RefSeq lists its product as hypothetical. Gene Ontology annotation, cellular component: nucleus. Bases 549 to 1712 code for a protein of 387 amino acids. The transcript has 3 exons. The record is from RefSeq and is a predicted model, not a curated record. Gene Ontology annotation, biological process: protein dephosphorylation. Gene Ontology annotation, molecular function: protein tyrosine/serine/threonine phosphatase activity. Lineage: Eukaryota; Fungi; Ascomycota; Sordariomycetes; Hypocreales; Nectriaceae.
GGAGUCCGAGCUACGAGGUCCAUUCCAUUCGUGGGAUAGUUGAUGUGUUGGUUAUUUGACGGAAAUAGAUGAGACGAUGGAUGCUUUGACUUGACGAUGGGGUUUGAGAAAGUGUGGCUGGUGAGAAGCUCAAGAUGGAAGUGUGGCGUUGGAUGGUAUGGCGGGGUAAAAUUGAUGUGGCGUAGAGGUUAAUGUGGAAGGAGGGGCAAAAAGAUGGAAAAGUUGUGGAAGUCAUGAUUCACACCGAGGUUGAAGCUUAAUUUAUUUUACUUCCUCGGUUUCGAGCUUCUCAUGACUGUUUGAUCGCAAAUUCUAUCAUUGUUCUUGAAAUACCAACAUCUACGAAGCGAUAAUAUCCUGCCCACUAUCGUAGCUUGCGACAGGCGCACAAUCUGGCAGAAGACGAUUCUACAGGCGCCGAUCUGGCAUACAAGGUUUUCACACCGAGGGACAGCCAGGAGGACGAUUCGAAACCACAGCAGUGGGAAGAAUUUGGCCACACAUUCGAACCUGGAGAGCUUGAACUUCUCAAGCAAAGUAUCGCCCAAAUGGCUCUCAGCAGGAUCGACGGCCAGGAUGAGCUAUUCGUCGGAGGGCUCUGGGCUUUGCGCCGCUCAGACUCGCUGACAGAUCGUCGCAUCACGCAUGUCCUCUCGCUCGUCCCAUUCGACAUAUCAAGCCUCAAAAACUUCAAGGACGAGCCGUGGAUCGAUUAUGGAAAGGACCUACAACACCAAGUUAUCGACAUUGACGAUGUGGAGGACGCUGACUUGCUGAUUGAGCUGCCCAAGGCUGUCAGAUUCAUCGAGGAAGGUCUAGGCGCGAGCUGGCUUGCGAAGGAUGAGGAGGAGGAUGGGGGCGUCUCGUUAGAGAAGGGUGUCGAGGACCUCGAUAUCGGGGAGAAGAAGAGGAAGAAGAAGGGAGGCGUCUUUGUUCACUGUGCGGCUGGAAAGUCGAGGUCUGUUUCGGCGAUUAUUGCUUACCUGCUUAGGCGGUAUCCAAGCCGUUUCGACCCCAAUAUCACGCCGACUGCUAUUUCGGAUCCGACCCACUCGGUUCCCCAGACUGGGGAGAAGCGUUCGAGAAAGGAUACCGCUAAAGAGGCUGUCCAUGCUGCACUUACGUUUGUGCGCAGGACUCGACCCAUGGCUGAACCUAACGAGGGAUUCAUGGAACAGUUAGCCUUGUGGUGGGAGAUGGGUUGCCCGGAUGAUGUUGAGGGACACCCUGUCUAUCAGCGGUGGGCUUACAAGCGUGAAAUCGACGAGAACCUUGCAGUAGGCCAGGCACCGACGAGGCUUCGUUUCGAGGAUGAAGAGACCCAGCCUCGUGAUGACUCGGGUCUUAGUCUGCGAUGUAAGAAGUGCCGUCGAGCUUUGGUCACGGCACCCUUCAUUGUGGAGCACAAGCCUUCUGACAAGAAGUCCUCGGCGUCUACAUGCCAGCACUACUUUGUCGAACCACUCAGCUGGAUGCGCGGGGUCCUCGAACAGGGAGAGCUCAACGGAAGAUUAUUAUGCCCUAAUUCAAAGUGUGGCGCUGGUGUAGGCCGGUACGACUGGAAGGGCUUUCGGUGCUCCUGCGGCGGGUGGGUGACGCCGGCGUUCUCGCUACAGAAGGCGAGGGUCGACGACGUCGUCAAACGGCCGGCGACUCAGAGCAUGGGCAUCCGGAUGCCGCCCGGGUUAGCUCCACGGAGCGGAAACUUGUGAAGACAGGUAAGGGCGAAAUCACUACCAACCAAUACUACACAAGAGCGCCGCAUAAACACCGAUUCAGGCCCAUGUUACCGAUCCGUGCCCUGAGAGACCCGUUUGUUAUGUCCGGUUCUUGAGGCAUGCCGCAUAUUGCUUGACAGGUCCGUCUGGACAUGGAGCUUUGCCCUUCUCGAGAUAUAUUCCGCUCUGGCAUGAUGCAUCUCUCGUGGCGAGCAGGCCACUGGGAGAGAGGCAGCAAAAGCCGGCGGGGUACCAGGCGGGAUCAAAAAGUCCUAGGGCUUACAGGGCGUGAGGUGUGCGUCGUGGAAAGGAGAAGAGAAAGUGUGUCGUGGUGCAUUUUGCAUCUCCUCGUGGAUAAGCCGGGAGACUCGGGCUGCAGGAAGAGGGGAUCUUCGCAAGAGCAGAUGGUUCCUGGGAGACCAAGUCCGACGGAGAGAAAAGGGAGUCCGAGUUCGGGGUCCAGUGAAGAAGACACAAGGCAUCAGCACUAGACCUCGUUGGAAGUGUCGUGUCACCGUUUCUACCUGUCAGAGAUCAGAUCGACAUCUAAGCAGAAGAAAGCGUAACAUGCGCACGCCUCUGUCUAUACAUACAAUAGAGCCCUACAACUCUGCAUGGGCAGAUCCUUCGAAUGUUUAGCUCCAUAAUUCGACGUCUUGUCGUCUUAUUCCCAUGUGGAUCUCGUUCUCCAUAACCGCUCUACUUUCAACUAUCUAAUAAUCGAGGCAAUUCUAAGGACAGCCCUAGCUCGAAUCCUUCUAUAUGGCCCGGCUCUUACAUAGCUUGCUCGAUCCACCACGGAAUUCCGACAUAGCCCAGCCACUAACCAACUGACUAUAGGGCUGAUCCCAGGAUUUAAAGCCAUGAAAAAGGAAAACAAAAGAAGAAAUCACGAAACCUGAAUACGCUGCGCUUACUGAUAUACCCCGUUUCGCCUUGGUCUGAAACCCAUAUCGGGCGUAAGCCAGUCAGCACCACCGUCUUCACCUUCGCUUGAAGGAUCAUACGCGUUGUGGGAAUAACCUUGGAUGUGAGCUUGUACAGCGGGGACAUUUUUGUCCAAAGAACCCUUUUUUACCUAUCGCCAUUUGAUCUAUGAUGCGUCAAGGCGGAGAAAAAAGAAGACAGCGCUGUCUUGGCGGUUCCGCUUACGCCCGGCGAUUGCCCUUUGGGGUAUAUACGUUAUCUGUUUGUCUUACAGCGACAUUUCAGCCUUUUGAGGGCUGUAUUUAGCCCUAUUUUGUGUGGGAAAGUUGGAGUUAUCUAGACGCCAUGCUUGGCGGGCAUAGCUUCGAUGCUGGUCAUAGCUCCCCUUGUCAAUUCUCAUGACGUCUUUGCUCGCAUCUUGAUACCGCUUUUGACCUCGAGGUUCUUGAUCAUGGGGGAGUGAAUACUAUGGACUAGUUGGUUGCUGGGGGCCAACUAGUUAGCAACUAUCUACCCGCAGCAUGCCUCAUCGACGGGUGCAUCUUACUGCAUGACACGUUUUUCCCAUCUUGGGUUAGAGUCUGUGUUGACAACGAAUGUUUGGAGCGGUCCUCCAGAGAUGUAACGGUGCGAACAUAGCCAAGCGAAGGAAUAUGAACUAUACCUCGAAUUGUUCAUGAACUGACCACUUGCGAGUCAGCCCUAUCUUGUAGCCUGCUCAUACAAAGUUAUUCCAGCAAGGCCCUAGAACAAGGGCAGAGUAGCACUCAUCUAGGCUCCUCCAACAAGGAGGGGCGUGCUAUAAACCACUUCUUGCUCACACACACCCCUGAAAACGAUACAUGCUCGUCUGACAGCAUACAAGUACCCAACAUGCUCAGUUCGUCUGUCUAUCCCCGAAGGGAAAGGCACGCGUUUUUUUCCCUCUCUGACUGCAACCCCAACCCACCGGAAGGAUUUGUAGCCGUUGGACCCCUUCAUAGAUCUGCGGGAAGUCUUUUUCCUGGGUCUUGCGCUGUCAACACCCUCGGCAUUCCCGAUUUAUGAAACCUGGAAGAGCAUGAAACUUGAUGGGAGCGUUUAUAGAAACAUAAGAAAAUUCUAUUUUGAGCUACUGCAUGGGCUCAUACUCUCCGUUGCCGAUGAGAUUAGGCCUGUGUGGUUGUAUUUGUAUGGAAGGAUGCUCUUAUUGUUGUCGCGCGAUCACUGUGACGAGCCCGAGCCGUUGGUACUUGGCGUAGACCGCUUCUCUAUUUCAGAGAGAGAAAUAUCUUGGAGAGUCACAUGUCUUGUUUUGCAUGUCUCAUGUCAGCCCUAUAAUCACGCUGUGGAGUAUACUCGGACUCGGGGACUUCAAGUCAUGAACUAAAAGACCACAAUCUGUGGCUUGUUACCAAGGAGCAGAAUAAAUGACGCUAUCAUAUAACAUGUCAUUGCGUGCGACGGCAUCUAGGAUGAUUCAGGUCCUUGCAGGAGUAGUGCUCUCAAUGCAUGUCACUUUACUCAACCUUUCGAUCAUUAUGUAUAUCUGCAGUCAUCACCUAGAGACAAAGAUCAUUCCUCUCUCCACUGUUGUAUUACAAACAAUAGCAUGAGUCCAAAUUCUUAUUCUCAACAUGUUGAAUCCUUUGACUCGCUCUCCUCUCGGAUCCGAGGCUCGUAAGGUCACCGAGUUCUAUACGCUUACACCUAAGAGCUUGUAGAUGCCGUAAUUCUGCGGAGAAGUUUACAAGGAUGUAAGCUAUCAGAAAUCUUCACCUUGACACCGCUUCACGAUGGCCUUUUACUUUGCGCGCGAAUAAGCCAUCAGUGAACCUCGGAGCAAGCGAGCAUCACAUCACAAUUAUAAUCACAGUAUUGAACUUGUAUGCCCUCUGAGUGGGAGUUGUCGCGGCUCUUCCAGCUCUUGAUUUCCAAGCCCAAAAGAUGUAAGAGUAAGCACUA